Molecule: messenger RNA, 528 nt
Organism: Desarmillaria tabescens
Lineage: Eukaryota; Fungi; Basidiomycota; Agaricomycetes; Agaricales; Physalacriaceae
Exons: 4
Coding region: 1-528 (175 amino acids)
Biological process (GO): chromatin remodeling
Cellular component (GO): Swr1 complex
Molecular function (GO): nucleosome binding
Source: RefSeq, a predicted model, not a curated record
AUGCCUCCAAAACGAACAAGAGAGCACCAUGUACGCCAGGCCAAUAUCAGUACUACCGCUCCUGAUCCUCGGGCCGUCGCAGAAAGAACAAGAAAACAUCUGGACCAAUUGGAAAGAUCCAACUAUGCCGAGACGAGUAUAAUGUCCGUCACCGGCGACGACAACGAGCAAGGCAAAUAUGGCAAGAGUCGCGCUAGACAAAUUGUCUCCGAUAAAAGAAAUCUUAAGCUUCUGGGUUCUUCACCCGCCGCAACUAAGAAGAGAUCUACAAUGAACGUUCGUUCUGCUCUGCUAUAUCCUAAAAAUCUCGCCACUUUGGUUGAAGAAUCCAAUAUUGCAUCACUUCCGGCAUCUGUUCCCACAUACUUAACUGCCCAGGCUCCUGCCCCCUCCUAUCCUCCCCGGCUAAUUUGCUCCGUCUGUGGUUACUGGGGUCGUUACAAGUGCCGAAAAUGUGCAUUGCCUUACUGUGAUCAAAAUUGUGAAAGCGUUCACGCAGAAACGAGAUGCGAGAAGCGCGUCGUCUAG